AUGAAUGCGUCGGUGACCUGGGAAGCCGGUGCCCUCGAAGUACAAAGGUUCCGGAAAACAGGCCAAAUUGUGUCACUGAGUGAGUGGAACCCGCUGGACUAUUCUUGGUCUCAAGGCAGCGAGGGCUGCCAUGUUGGCCUGAUGAAUUAUGCCUUCCAGUAUAUUCUGAACAACGGAGACCUGGACUCAGAGGAAUCCUAUCCAUAUCGUCCAGGGGACAGACCCUGCACAUACAGACCUGGGCAUCCUGCUGCCAGCGCCACUGGCCCGGUAAGCAUGCCUCCGCAGGAGGAGUCCCUUGUGCUGGUGGUGGCAGCUGUGGGGCCCGUCCCUGCUGCUCUCCGUGCAAGCCUGGACACCUUCCGAUUUUACUUUCUAGGCAUUUAUUGUGCUCCAAACCGCAGCAGUGAAGAGCUGAAUCACGGCGUUCUGCUGUUUGUUUAUGGAUCUGAAGGAGAAGAAUCCGGGAACCAAAACUAUUGGAUUAUCAAGAACAGCUGGGGCACGGACUGGGGCACACAGGGUUCCAUGCUGAUGGCCAAGGCCCUGGACAACCAGUGUAGAAUGGCCACUGUGGCCAGCUAUGUGGGAGCUUUCAACCAGCUUUCAACCAGCAGGAAUGCUAAGUGGAAUUUGUGCUGA
Neogale vison (American mink) is the source of this 642-nucleotide messenger RNA. Its product is annotated as procathepsin L-like. Gene Ontology annotation, molecular function: cysteine-type endopeptidase activity. The coding region runs from base 1 to 642 and encodes 213 amino acids. NCBI's taxonomy places the organism in Eukaryota, Metazoa, Chordata, Mammalia, Carnivora, Mustelidae. Gene Ontology annotation, cellular component: lysosome. The transcript has 5 exons. The record is from RefSeq and is a predicted model, not a curated record. Gene Ontology annotation, biological process: immune response.